AUGAUCAGCACUGGACACCAGUUCAGACGCUCCAUCCUAGUCCAACACCUUGAUCGGCCAAGCAUCGAAGGAAUAGAGCCAAUCGACUCAAUGCAGAUAGAUGAAGACCCCAGCUGGCAAGACCCCAUCAUCGACUACUUAGUGAAUGGAAAUCUGCCAACGGAUAAGUCCGAAGCUAGGAAGGUCCAACAAAAAGCCGUGAGAUAUUACAUGCAAGGCGACAAGCUCAUUCGCAUAUCAUACUCCGGCCCUCAUCUCACUUGCACAAAAUACCCUCAAACACUUGAGGUCCUCUGCAAAAUUCAUGACGACGAGCGUGGCAACCACUCUGGGGGCAGGUCACUCGCCCAGAAGGCUCUAAAUGUAGGCUAUUUCUGGCCUACUAUGCGCCAUGACUCCACUGAAUAUGUCAAAAGAUGUGAUCGUUGCUAA
This is a messenger RNA of Prunus persica (peach), 432 nucleotides long. RefSeq lists its product as uncharacterized. Bases 1 to 432 code for a protein of 143 amino acids. NCBI's taxonomy places the organism in Eukaryota, Viridiplantae, Streptophyta, Magnoliopsida, Rosales, Rosaceae. The transcript has a single exon. The record is from RefSeq and is a predicted model, not a curated record.